Messenger RNA from Meloidogyne enterolobii, 932 nucleotides. The record is from the annotation of a GenBank genome assembly. Lineage: Eukaryota; Metazoa; Nematoda; Chromadorea; Rhabditida; Meloidogynidae.
CAAAUUAAAAAAUGAGUGCUAAAGAUCAAAUUGCUGCAAUGUUGAAUGAAUUGAUGGGUCCCGGCCGAAAUCAAGACAAAAAUCUUGACCUCAAUUUCAGGGAUGCCGAUGUUUGCAAAUUCUUUUUAGCUGGAUUUUGCCCACACGAAGAAUUUACAAAUACAAAAGCUGAUUUGGGAUCAUGCAAAUAUGUCCAUGAUGAUAAUCUUCGAAUUGCUUAUCGAAAGAGUGAAUUUUACGAGAAGUUAGGUUAUGAAAAACAAUUUUACAAUUUUUUGGUUCGAAUUAAAGAUGAUAUGCAAAGAAAAAUUGAAAAGAAUAAAGAACGUUUGGCAUUAACACAAGGGCCACAGAAUAUGGAUGAAUCAACAAAAAAACAUUUAAAUGAAAAAAUUGGACGUUUAGAAAAAGAAAUGUCUGAUUAUGUGGAAAUUGCAGAAAAAGCUGGAUUAAAAGGAGAUUUGGAUAGAUCACAAAGAUAUGUAAAAAGAGCAGAAGAAGUUAAUUUAGAAUUGGAGGCUGUGAGGAAGCUUUUCUUACCACCUGAAUAUACGGCUGGCUAUAAAGAUCCUAAUGCUCCAAAACCAAUGCGUAUUUGUGAAGUUUGUGGAAGUUUUUUAAUUAUUGGAGAUUGCCAGCAACGAAUUGAUGAUCAUAUGCAAGGAAAACAACAUUUGGGAUUUGCAAGAGUUGCUGAGACAAUUGAGGAACUUAAGGAAAAACUUGACAAGGAAACUUCGCCAAUCCGUUCACGUAGCCGUUCGCGUUCAAAGAGUCCAGAGCGUCGUCACCAUCAUUCGAGUUCGUCACACUCAUCGCACCACCAUCGUGAUCGUACUGGUUCGCACAAGAGUGAUUCGGGGUCGCACAAAGCUGACAAACGUCAUGACGAGAAGCACCACAAACGGUUAAUUCUUUCACAUACCUUUUAA